Aspergillus tanneri is the source of this 2013-nucleotide messenger RNA. RefSeq lists its product as uncharacterized. NCBI's taxonomy places the organism in Eukaryota, Fungi, Ascomycota, Eurotiomycetes, Eurotiales, Aspergillaceae. The record is from RefSeq and is a predicted model, not a curated record. The transcript is spliced from 2 exons. The coding region runs from base 1 to 2013 and encodes 670 amino acids. Gene Ontology annotation, molecular function: protein binding. Gene Ontology annotation, biological process: protein polyubiquitination.
AUGGAAAAGCUACCGGUGGAGAUUGUCUCCAAAAUAAUUGACUUCCUCACCCCACAGGAGCAGGUGCAACUCCAAUCUGUUUCGAAGCGACUUUUCAGCAUUGCUCGUGACGAUACCCUCUGGAGGCUUCACAGCUAUGAGAAGUCAUGGGCCGCCGCAGAUAUCUUUCGCGCAACCAACCGGGCAUCUGGAAGUCUUGCUACAAACUCCACUGCCACUCUUAGUGUAUUAGGGCAGACGUCUUUGCGAUCCCUCAUUCAACCACAUACUGCUCCUUUCGAGGGAUGCAAUCCUCACCAAUCUCCGACCUUUGCAGAACGGUCAAGAGCGGCGGCCGUAUGGGACCCUUCGUAUGAGGGCGAGAAUGUUGACUGGUAUUCGGAAUAUAUAGCUCGGAAUGGACCGAUUUCAUUCAAUUGGAUCCAACGCCCAUUCACCAGGGAUGAAGGCAAGAAAAGGGUUUACCGUGAGGCUAAGGGCAUGGGGCUGCUCAGGGAUUGGAGCUCUGCACGGGAGAACAAAAUCAUUGCGCCGCUGGAUGAUGGCAGUGUUUGCAUUUGGGACCUCAACCAUUCGCAUUCUAUUGGGUCACAAAAUACCAAAGGAAGAAUUCUUGGGAUUAGUGACCCUGGAAUCUUGACGGCCGAUGCAUCUCGAAGGAAGGACAACUCCACGGCGAAGCUGGCGUUGGAAUUUAUCAAUCUAGGAGAAUGUGUGAGUGUGGAUUCAAUGCGUCGAAGGGCAUACCUGGCGGUUGGAAAUAUUUUGAAUGAGGUCGACUUAGAAACGCUUAGGAUUAUUUCACAACUACGCUAUCCCUGGUCCGUUUUUGCUCUGUCCCAGGAGACUGAUUAUUCGGUUCCAUUGACUUUGGCUACGACGUUGAGUAUGCACAUAUAUGACGGCAGAAUGUCUGCAAUAGAGGAAGAAGAGGCCAUGAACUUGCGCUGCGAAAAGCCCACACCCUCUUUAGUACCAAGGUCGCAACUCUAUGCCCCUCCGGACUCGCCAGUAUUACAACUACAGCCCAAUGGUCGACCGCCUCAUCGUAUACGGAGCCCCGACCCAUCGGAACCAAACGACAACUACGCACCAUUAUUUCAGCCAGGUCCUCUUUCUCUCCUACAUCCUCCAGCCCCCCAUGUGAACUCUAUCUUCCUUGCCGGACGGUUUCCAAGCAUCUUGCAGUAUGAUCGGCGCUUUUUCCCUCGGUUGCAGAGUACUAUCCACUCUGGAGGUCGGCUAUGCGGCCUCGCUUCCGUUCCUGCACCGCGGUUCCCAGUUGUCUCUGGUACAGCAUGGCCUAGUUCACAUCAGGUGGUAGCUUGCGGAGAGUACAAAGGCCGAGGUUCCCUUGAACUAUACAACCUGAUCCCUUCGGCAAGAAAUAGCAACAAUGACCCGUCAGGGUGGUCAUCCACUUUGUCAGUCGUGCAUCAAAACCGACAGAGCGCCGCAAGUUCGAAAGUGCUAUCAGUUGAGUCCCAUGGAACACGCAUCGUUUACUCCGACGGAGAUGGCAACGUUAAAUGGUCUGAGAGAGAUGGACGGAGCGAAAUCCGUCGUUUCAACAUCAACACAUACAAGCGGCAUGGCAGAACUUCGCAGGAACCACGAAUUGAAGGAUCCGCUGAUAACAGCCAUCAUGGCCAACAUGACAAUGACAUUCGUGGCCUUUGGGGUGAUUCGUCUCGCUCUCGCAGUGACGGGGAAGUUGCUCGGAAGGUUCUUCCCACCGGAGGUAACCUGACAGGGGAUGAGCUUCUCAUCUGGACGGGAGAGCGUAUUGGCCGUUUAAAGUUUUCUGGCGACCUUGGAUCCCAGGAUAGUGAGGAGGAAGAAGAAGAUGAUGAGUUAUUACUCGAAGGAGAGGUUGAUGAUGCUACCCGUGACAAGAUACGAAAACGCAAGCGUGAACAGCGACGUCGGGAGACCGAAUAUUCUAGCAUCAUGCGUAGAGCGUUGGAAAGACAGGCCGACGAAGUACGGCGGAUAGGCGAUUUAGGGCAGUGA